AAGAUUCCAUCUUUUACCACUGUGCACAACACAUUUUGUCGAGCUAGGGCUGUAGAAACUGCAAUUUUCCUUUCCAUCCAUUUCCCCAAAUUUUCCUUCCAAUUUCCAUCUUCUACCACUGUACACAACACCAAUGGAGAUUUACAAAACCCUAGAAAUCACUCAAAACUCCCCCACCUCCCGCGUUUUGAACCUCCACCUAAACCGCCCCUCACUCCGCAACGCUCUCUCUCUAGACUUCUUCACCGAAUUCCUCAAAGCCCUAACCUCUCUCGACCAAAACCCUGACGCCGCCGUCAUUAUCCUCUCUGGCAACGGCGAUCACUUCUGCGCCGGCAUCGACCUCAAAGCCCUAACCUCGAUGUCCGCCGCAGUCCAAUCAACCGACCGCGGCCGCACCGCCGAGCGCCUCCGGCGACAAAUCAAGUUCCUCCAGGAUGCGAUCACGGCCAUUGAGAGGUGCCGGAAACCUGUGAUCGCCGCCGUCCAUGGUGCUUGUAUUGGUGGUGGAAUUGAUAUAAUUACUGCAUGUGAUGUGAGGUACUGUACGGAGAGCGCAUUUUUCUCGGUGAAGGAGGUUGAUUUGGGGAUUACGGCGGAUUUAGGGACGCUUCAGAGGUUGCCAAGUAUUGUUGGGUAUGGGAAGGCAGUGGAAUUGGCUUUGAGUGCACGGAGGUUUUCGGGGUCGGAGGCGAAGGAGUUGGGGCUUGUUUCUAGGGUUUUUGGUUCUAAGGAUGCCAUGGAUGAAGGUGUACAAGCUAUUGCUGAAGAAAUUGCGGCCAAGUCUCCCCUUGCUGUUACCGGAACAAAAGCAGUUUUACUGAGGAGUCGGGACCUAACUGUCGAUCAAGGGUUGGAUUAUAUUGCCACUUGGAACUCUGGGAUGCUUCUAUCCGAUGAUCUUGUAGAAGCAACGGCUGCGCAAAGCCAGAAAAGGGCACCUUCUUUUUCCAAGCUCUGAUCUUGUAUGCCUACUCCAUUGCAGGUUUGAGCUCUUUUUUACUUGCAACGGAGGUGGAAUUCUACACUGUAUUGGCUUUGUGCAGAAAAGGGCACCUUCUUUUUCCAAGCUCUGAUCUUGUAUGCCUACUCCAUUGCAGGUUUGAGCUCUUUUUUACUUGCAACGGAGGUGGAAUUCUACACUGUAUUGGCUUUGCGCGGAAAAGGGCACCUUCUUUUUCCAAGCUCUGAUCUUGUAUGCCUACUCCAUUGCAGGUUUGAGCUCUUUUCUACUUGCAACGGAGGCGGAAUUCUACACUGUAUUUUGUAAUAAGAAUGUUCUCUCAUCUCUGUAUCAGCUUGUGAAUACCAGUAAUCUACUUUCCUUGUUACAUAAUCUUAAAACUUCCAUACCUUUGUGAGCCCAAAAGUGGGAUCAAUCUUACAGCAAGCUUCAAGAUUUUUCUUUUCCAUUGCAAAAUCAUACCUAGAUUGAAGGAUUGAUGUGAAGAACUCCACUUUUUCCCCUUCUUUUGGGCAUGUAAUAAGAUAACUCUCCUAUGGCA
This is a messenger RNA of Rhododendron vialii, 1505 nucleotides long. RefSeq names its product delta(3,5)-Delta(2,4)-dienoyl-CoA isomerase, peroxisomal. Gene Ontology annotation, cellular component: peroxisome. The coding region runs from base 134 to 961 and encodes 275 amino acids. The transcript has 3 exons. The record is from RefSeq and is a predicted model, not a curated record. Gene Ontology annotation, molecular function: delta(3,5)-delta(2,4)-dienoyl-CoA isomerase activity. NCBI's taxonomy places the organism in Eukaryota, Viridiplantae, Streptophyta, Magnoliopsida, Ericales, Ericaceae.